This is a messenger RNA of Anopheles arabiensis, 2945 nucleotides long. RefSeq names its product long-chain fatty acid transport protein 4 (gene Fatp3). The record is from RefSeq and is a predicted model, not a curated record. The transcript is spliced from 11 exons. The coding region runs from base 497 to 2506 and encodes 669 amino acids. Gene Ontology annotation, molecular function: long-chain fatty acid transmembrane transporter activity; long-chain fatty acid-CoA ligase activity. Gene Ontology annotation, cellular component: endoplasmic reticulum. Gene Ontology annotation, biological process: triglyceride homeostasis. NCBI's taxonomy places the organism in Eukaryota, Metazoa, Arthropoda, Insecta, Diptera, Culicidae.
GUCGUGCCGGGGGUGUUGGGUUGCUUUCGCGACGUUCAAAUAGUUGAUCUUUGUCUGCUAGCGUGGUCGUGACAUCUCGCGCGAACGCUGCGAUCACUUUUGCGCAGAACGCGCGCGCCCGCUCUGCUCCCUUGCGCGCAGUUUCAACGUUUCUGUCUGCCGUAUCACCCACUCGAAGUUGUGUGUUUCGGUACGGUGAUUCUACACGAAGAACGUGGAUUUUUAAAAGCAAUCCCCUUCAACGCCGAAAAACAUAGAUCUAAAUCAUCUGUGACAUCAGUGUUUAAGUCUUCGAUUGAAGCUCACUCAUCCGUUGGCGAUCUAAAGCCAGGGGGCACAUAUCCCUAGGCACAAUCUCAGACAAACCCAGAAUAGGAACCCAUCCACUGAGUGCAAACAACAACGCCACAUCCGCUCUCCUCUCGGUUCCGGUGUGAAAACCGGUGUGAUACGAAUCAUCCCGCAGGAGCAUCGUACACCACCAGCGGCCGUCAAAAUGUUGAUCGAGUUGAGCGUGAAGCAGAAAUUUCUGACACUGUGCGGCAUCACAGCUGCCGCCAUGGCCGCAUCAUUAGCGAUCGGACAAAGAUUGAUACCGCAGUCGAUACUGACCGGUGUCGUUUUUUACCUCAUUUCCGGCGAACGGCCGUCCACCGUGUACGCGUCCAUCGUGUCGCUGCCGCGGGACAUACGCACGGCCAUAAUUUUCCUGAAGCUUAACCUCUGCCUGUACCGGUACGAGCGGGCCGGUGCCACGGUCGUGCAGAUCUUCGAGCGUGUGGUCGCCCGCCAACCGAACAAGGUAGCGUUCCUGAUGGACGAUGGGCAGCUUACGUUCGCCCAGGUGAAGCAGCUGGCCGACCGGGUGGCGGCCCACUUUUACGCGAAAGGUUUCCGCAAGGGCGACACGAUUGCGCUGCUGAUGGAGACGCGGCUCGAGUAUCCGUGCAUCUGGCUCGGCCUCUCGAAGGUCGGCAUCGUGACGGCGCUGAUCAAUUCGAACCUGCGGAAGGAAACGCUGCGUCACUCGAUAACGGUGGCUAAUUCGAAGGCAAUCAUCGUCAGCACGGAGCUGGCCGGAGCGAUCGCCGAAAUAAACGAGCAGGAAGGCAUAAAAGGCUUGCCGGUACAUCUAUUCCGCUCCGACGGUGCCCCGGACACCGCCAGCAGCAGCAGCACCAGCAGUGACCCAUUGCCAGAUGCCGAAGAUUUAAGGCUCAGCUUGGAUAGUAGCGGCAGCAGUCGCUCAAACGUAGAUUUAAGCGCUAUCCCGAAUGAUAUAUCACCGAAAGAUAAAUUGGUUUACAUCUAUACGUCCGGCACGACCGGUAUGCCGAAGGCGGCCGUCAUCACGAACCUGAGGUACACAUUCAUGGCCCUGGGCUGCUACUACAUGCUGAGCUUCCGCGAUGACGACAUCAUUUAUAAUUCAUUGCCGCUGUACCAUUCGGCGGGCGGUAUGAUCGGUGUCGGCAGUGUGCUGCUGUGCGGUGUGACCGCCGCCCUGCGCAAAAAGUUCUCCGCUUCCAACUUCUGGACGGACUGCAUCCGGUACAAGUGCACGGUGGCACAGUAUAUUGGGGAAAUCUGUCGCUUCGUGCUGAUGACACCGCCGAAACCGACCGACACCCAGCACAGCGUGCGGCUAAUGUUUGGCAACGGUUUGCGGCCCCAGAUUUGGCCCCAGUUUGUGUCGCGCUUCAACAUUCAGCAGAUCGGCGAGUUUUACGGCUCCACCGAAGGCAAUUCCAACUUGUUGAACAUCGAUAACACGAUGGGAGCGGUCGGUUUCGUUCCCAACUUCGCCAAAGCCAUCUAUCCCGUAACGCUGAUAAGAUGUGAUGAAGAAACGGGUGAGAUUAUCCGCGGCUCGGAUGGGUUCUGCAUUAAGUGUAAAGCGGGCGAGCCGGGCGUUUUCGUCGGGAAAAUCAACCCGAAGAAGGCACUGAACUCGUUCGUUGGGUACGCGGACAAGGCAGCCUCGGAGAAGAAGGUACUGCAUGACGUGUUUCGCAAGGGCGACAUUUUCUUCAACUCUGGCGACAUUCUGGUGCAAGAUUUGCUCGGCAACUAUUACUUCAAGGACCGAACGGGCGAUACGUUCAGAUGGCGCGGAGAGAACGUUGCCACAUCGGAGGUUGAAGGAGUCAUCACCACGAUCGUCGGUUUGAAGGACUGUGCUGUGUACGGUGUUGAUAUCCCCGAAACAGAGGGCAAAGCCGGCAUGGCUGCCAUCGUCGACCCGGAGGGCAAGGUGGAUCUGGAGCAGCUUGCGGCCGGCAUUCGCGCUAGCCUGCCCGCGUACGCCCGGCCACUGUUUAUACGCGUCCUGUCCGAGGUGCCGAUGACGACGACGUUCAAGCUGAAGAAGCGCGACCUGCAGGUGGACGGGUACGAUCUGGGGAAGAUACAGGAUCCGAUCUAUUUCCUGCAAAGCAACGGCACCUACCGACGGUUUACGGCGGACGAUCACGAAACGAUCAAGAGCGGCAAGGCGAGGCUAUAGUGAGGCUAUGGUGGGGCUGGAGUAGACAGGCUUUGUAAAAAGACGGGCGAUAUGUGCGUGAAGCGAUUCCAUUAGUUGGGUGUGUGUUUUUUUCUCUUUUAGCGUAGGUGUACUGUAACGGUACGAUCAACACAAAAAACAAAACAAAACAAGAAAAACUAAACAAACCAAAUAAUAAGGAAAAACAAUGGACUGAAAUUUCUAUCUUUGAAGAUACUGAAUCCCCUUCGUAUCUAAGAGCAGCACACAAUCUCGAUUGAAAGGAGUGGGAGAGACAGAAGGAGAAGAGAAAUUAGUCUCUAAUAUCGUUUGUAGGACACGUUUUUUUGCUGCAUUUUGUAAUUCAUGCUCGACAGUUGGUUGCGCCAACCUGGUAAGAAAGCUUAACCAGUAGCGAUAGUAAUAAAGCUAAUAGUGUCUAUAUUCGUACAAUACUCAA